AUGAAUGAUAAUCAAUAUUUUCUACGAAUAGUUAAUAAUUAUUCAAGAAAAUAUACAAAUAAAGAUUAUCAUUUAAUUCGAUUAUGUUUUUUUCAAGUUAUUAUUUUUAUUUUAUUAAAUUUACCAGCGGCAUCAUAUAGUUUAUAUUCAUAUAUAACACGAAUGAAUAUUAAAACUAUUAAUCAUUUAGCUAUUGAUUCAUUUAUUAAUACAAUUGUAUCAAAUCUUGCUUAUACUCAUUGUGCAUUAACAUUUUAUUUAUAUACAAUGACAUCGAAAAAAUUUCGAAAAGAAUGUUAUUUAAUUUAUUUUUAUAUUCAACGACGAUUGAUUAAUCUAUUUCAAUAA
Rotaria sp. Silwood1 is the source of this 348-nucleotide messenger RNA. NCBI's taxonomy places the organism in Eukaryota, Metazoa, Rotifera, Eurotatoria, Philodinida, Philodinidae. The record is from the annotation of a GenBank genome assembly.